UUCAAUCGCCUCCUAACUACUCCAAAAAAUGUCGGCAACCUACUCAAAUAGGUCCUUUUCGGUAUACAAUGUACCGCCACAACUUCUCGAAACCCUAGCUGUCCGGUCUAUCCAAGCACAAAACGGCGACCAGCAGCAGUCCGCUCUCCCUACGUCAGCGUCUACCUUGGCUGCAGCAGCGCCGCCUGCCGCCGGUACUGGUAUCAGUUGUCAGACAUGUCCUCAAGCAGACUUCGAUACUAUUGAAGAGCAGCGGGCGCAUUUCAAAAGCGAUUGGCAUCGAUAUAAUGUCAAGGUCAAACUGAAUGCAAGUGGCAAGGUUAUCAGUCUUGAGGAGUGGGACAACAUGGUUGAAGGUAUUUCAUCAAUAUCGGGAAGUGCUUCUUCUACCUCUGGAUCCGAGCAGAGCAAAGUGGCUCGUCUACUCAAGAAUCAAUCACUUGAUGAAUCAGACGACGGCUCUUCUGCUGCUGCCGAGCUGGCUGAUCGUCAACGUCGAGCCCAUCUUCGUACAGCCGUCAUUUGGUUCUCCCCUUGCGCCCCUGUUCCUGAACUAAACAUACCGAAAGACACCCAAUUCGGCGUUCACCGAGCUCUCUUUCCCCCUUAUGAAAAGGCUGGUGACUAUCUGGAGGAAUUGAGACGAAUGCAGCUGACGGGUGAUGAAGAAGAGGAUGGGGAGAGGAGGUUGACGUUUUUGAUGGUUGCAGGAGGACAUUUUGCAGGAAUGGUUGUUGGGAUAAGACCGAGGGGCAAAACGGAGAAGCAAGACGUCAAAGGAGCUGGGGACGUGAGGGUUCUGAAACACAAGACUUUCCAUCGUUAUACGACUCGUAAGAAGCAAGGUGGGUCUCAGGCAAUUAACGACAACAACAAGUCAAAAGCCAUCUCUGCCGGUGCCAUGCUCCGUAGAUACGGUGAACAAGCCCUUCAAGAAGAAAUUCGUGCGCUUCUUAUCGAUUGGGCCGAUGAUAUCCAUGCUUCAGAGCGUAUAUUCAUCCGUGCCAGUACGCAUGGAAAAAAGUCUUUUUGGGGCUACGAAAACGCUCCGCUCGAGAAGAAUGAUGAACGGAUAAGGACGUUCCCUUUCCCUACGAGAAGACCGACCUUACAAGAAUUGUUGAGGUGUUGGCAUGAGUUAACAAGGGUUAGGGUUUCUCAUUUGAGCGAGGAGGCAUUGAAACAGCAAGAUGAAGCGUACAUCGCUUCACUCCAGCCCAAGACGCAGACAAAGGCCAAGCCUGCCCCCGCGCCAGUCAAGGAAGUCAAGUCAAUAGCACCAAAGAUUUCGGCGGAGGAAGAGGCGAGAUUGGACAGAUGGAAGAGAUUGGACGAAAUGGUACGGAAAGGACGUAUUAAUGCGUUGAAACCUUUCUGGGAAAAGUACAGCGAAGAAUUUUUAUCCAACCCUGCUUCAGCAUCGUCUUCCCUUUCUCCCGAAGAAAAAUCACAGUACACACAACCUUAUCUUCUCUCCGCAGCGUCAUCGUCAUCUCAACCUGAAGUCUUGACAUACUUCCUUUCCGAACUUAAAUUUGACCCGACCCUGGCCGUCCCUGGUGACGCGUUAAAACGCCCAUAUGACCUCGCCGCAUCAAAAGUUAUGAGAGAUAUCUAUCGUAAGGUUGCUUACGACAAUCCAGACUUGUGGGACUGGAAAGCGGCGCGCGUGCCACCAGGAUUGAGCGAGGAAAUGGAGGCAGAGCAAAGGGAGAAGAAAGCCGGAAGGAGAAAGGGGUUGAAGGAAAAGCUCAAGGAGAGGGAGAAGUCUAGACAGGAAGCAGAGGUGAGGGAAGCGCAAGAAGAGGAGGAGAGACGGUUGAAGACGGAGAAGCAAGAGAGGGAGAAGCCAACGAGGUUGGGUGUGAGCGGUCCGCAGAAGUUGGGUGGUGGUUCUGCCGAAGGGCUGGCCGGGCUGAGUGCGGAGAUGAGGAUGCAGAUUGAAAGAGAACGGAGAGCUAGGGCUGCAGAGGCGCGGUUUGGCAGCAGAUAGGUUAUUUGUAUUUGCAUAGUGGCCUAGAUCUAUAUACAACAACACAAUGAUAAUUCCC
This is a messenger RNA of Cryptococcus deneoformans JEC21, 2051 nucleotides long. RefSeq names its product cytoplasm protein, putative. The transcript has 3 exons. NCBI's taxonomy places the organism in Eukaryota, Fungi, Basidiomycota, Tremellomycetes, Tremellales, Cryptococcaceae. The record is from RefSeq and is a predicted model, not a curated record. The coding region runs from base 29 to 1993 and encodes 654 amino acids.